AACGUCAAGAGUGCGAAGCAGGAUAUUCAGCGUUUCCAAGAGAAGAUCGCCGCCCUUUCACAAGUCCUUCACUCUCUCGAUGAGCUGAUCCGUGGAUCUGAUGGCAACAAACUUACUGCUUCGCAAGACCUGGUCGACAAUAUUGCCAAAUGCUCCUCGGCACUUACAAAUUUGAAAGAGAGAAUCAACCCGGAAACGACGCAGAAACAGAUGAGGAAAUGGGGCCUUCGAGCCUUAAAAUGGCCAUUGGCACGGUCGGAGGUAGAUUUUGCUAUCAUGGAGCUUGAGUCGUACAAAACAACAUUUGCUUUGUCCUUGCAGGUUGAUCAAAUAUCGACCAAUUGGAUCCACAAAAAGAUAGACCUCAGCAGACUACAGACCGCAAAACAAGCAGCGUUCGACUCCUACGACAAUCAACACAGUGAAUGUCUCCCGGGGACCCGGAUUGACCUGCUUCGAGAAAUCGAAGAGUGGGCAAAAUCGCCACACGGAAAAUGCAUAUUUUGGUUGAACGGCAUGGCAGGGACAGGGAAAUCAACAAUCUCCCAAACAGUUGCAAGCCGUCUUCAGGAGCAGCAGCUUCUCGGGGCCAGCUUCUUCUUUCGGAGAGGUGAAGAGGACAGAGGGACAGCAAAAAAGCUUUUCCCAACAUUGACCGAGCAAAUGGUCAACAGAGUACCUCAAAUGCUGCCUCGAGUUCAAAAGGCAAUUGACGAUGACCCUAAUAUUUCGGAAAAGGUGUUGAGAGAACAAUUUGAAAAGCUUCUACUGGAUCCACUGUUUGAUAUUGAGCAGCGCGAAGAGACCACAAGAAGAGUGAUCGUGAUUGAUGCUCUAGAUGAAUGCGAUUCAGAAGAUGAUAUAGGGAUUCUUCUCCGGCUCUUGCCACAAGUUCGAAAGUCAACUUCUGUGCAACUACGGUUUUUUUUGACAAGCAGACCUGAGUUGCCGUUCAGGCUGGGUUUCGAAGGAAUCACCGAUGCCCACCAGGAUUUGGUCCUCCAUGAGAUCGAAAAGCCAGUGAUAGAGCAUGACAUAUCCUUGUAUUUUGAGGAUCAGUUCCUACGCCUAAAACAGAGGCGCUCAUUUCCACCAGACUGGCCGGGAGCCGCAGCUACCAAGAUAUUGGUUGAUAGGGCGGUCCCUCUGUUCAUUGCAGCUGCUACCAUAUGUCGUUUUAUCAGUGAUGUAAAAUGGAACCCUCAAAAGCGACUCGAGGCGAUAUUGACAGACCAAUCAACCUAUGUGUCUAAGAUGGAAAGCACCUAUGUUCCCGUGCUGAAGCAACUUCUCACUGGCCAAAAUGAAACAGAGUCACGGAAAUUACUCGAAGAGUUCAAGGAGAUAGUCGGGGUGAUCAUUAUUCUUGCCACUCCGCUCUCGAUCAACUCCCUUAGCCACCUAAUAGACAGAGAGUCAGAUGAUGUCAAAUGUCGAUUAGACCAGCUCCACUCGGUGCUCGGUGUACCAAACAAUUUCGACACACCAGUCAGGAUCCUCCAUCUGUCAUUCCGAGAUUUUCUCUUGGAUCACCGCGAAGACGAAAGCAAAUUCUGGAUCAAUGGAAAGUACGCAAACCAGCGUCUUGCAGAACGAUGCCGUCAGAUCAUGCAGGACAGCCUAGAGAAAAACAUCUGCAAACUGCCAAGCGAAGGCGUACAAUGGAAUGACAUUGGCAAUGAUUCGAUUCAGCAUUAUAUACCUCCCGAACUAAAAUACGCCUGUCGAUACUGGGUGCAUCAUCUGGUACAAUGCACGGACUUGCCUAGCAUGAUGCACAAUGUUUAUCGAUUUCUCCAGGUGCACUUUUUGCACUGGGUGGAAGCAAUGAGCCUACUGCGCCUUACGUCAGCAGUAUCAGGUAUUCUUGAUCUGCUCCAAACGGCCAUAUCGGUAAGUUCCGAAGAUAAUCAUAGAUGA
Molecule: messenger RNA, 1920 nt
Organism: Penicillium salamii
Lineage: Eukaryota; Fungi; Ascomycota; Eurotiomycetes; Eurotiales; Aspergillaceae
Source: the annotation of a GenBank genome assembly